Setaria italica (foxtail millet) is the source of this 1540-nucleotide messenger RNA. RefSeq names its product U3 small nucleolar RNA-associated protein 25-like. The transcript is spliced from 2 exons. The coding region runs from base 642 to 1043 and encodes 133 amino acids. Lineage: Eukaryota; Viridiplantae; Streptophyta; Magnoliopsida; Poales; Poaceae. The record is from RefSeq and is a predicted model, not a curated record.
CCAAAAAGCCUUGCAUGUCUAGGAGUCGGUAGAGUAGUUACCACCUAACGGGUAAGCCUUGUUGAGUAUUAGUAUACUCAGCCUUGCUUGUGGCUUUGUUUUUAAGGUGAUGUUGUUUGCUUGGUUGCUAGUGUAACUCGGCCGUCCCAACUCCCUCCGGGUUGGACUGUCGAGUGGGACCCGUCCUCGGUCGGCGAGGAUCGUGGUGGUUGAUAUCAUGGCAGGCUUCACUAUGGUAUUGUGUACCGAUGUUAGACUAUCAUUUUUUCGCUUCUUUCAAACUCUGAAAACUUUACCUUUUAUACUUUUAAACUCCUGAGUUGUAACAACUGAAAUUGGGACAUGUAAUGAUUAUAUGGAUUGUUGUAAUCUUUGGACUCGUCCUCGUGCAAGUAUGCUUUGCUUCGAUCCGAGACAAGUGGUUUUAUUGGGUGAAACUCGACGGACUGCCAUUUUAAUUCGAUUAAAGUGACCAUUCGCAUAUGAGGUGACGUUGAGUACACUUUAGCCGGGUUAAUCUGGGCAGCUCCACCACAGCAAGAGUUCCUAUAGGGGCUGUAGCUGGUUUAGAGCAUCAACUCCCUCGGGCCCCUGGAGGCAGGGUCGGAGCACGUGGUGGCGGAGGGCGUGGUCGCUGGUCCAUGACCGCCUCAACCAGUGGAGGGAGAGUGAGUGGAGGACGUGGAGGAGGCAAAGGUACGCGUGGAGGCAGAGGUGGUAGCCGUGGGGGAGGCAAAUUGGGAGGAGGACGUGGUGCAUCUUCCUCUGGAGGCCAUAACUAUGAGAAUCCACUGGAUGUUGAUGCCGGUGAUGAAGAAGAUGACAAGGCCUCUGAAACACCCUCCCAGGAAGAAGAUGAGUCCGAGGAUGAUCAAUGGGACGAAGAGGACGAUGAUAGAGAUAAAUAUGAUCGAAGAGUAAAAGCCUACAUAUUGGAGUGUAGGAAGAAGAAGAGAAAAAUCAUAACUAUUGCUGCUGCCAUAUUGGGUAUGUACCACUUUGAAACUGAUAUGAAUAAAGCAGAGUAUAGAGUAGCAACAUAAAGUGGAUUUGAAUGGGUCAUGAGACACUAGGAAAUAGCACAUCUGCUUCAAUAUGUUUAGUUAGAGUCAAGAUUUGUUUCUGAGGCUGCAUAGUUUGCUAGUUGAAUCAUAUGGAUUGAAGUCAACUAAGAGGAUGUCAUCUAUGGAGGCUUUAGGGCUGUUUUUAUGAAUAUGUGGUGCACCUCAAUCUCUUAGACAAGCUGAAGACCGUUUCACAAGAUCACUAGAGACAAUAUGUAGAAAGUUUGAUAAAGUACUAGAGAGUGUGAACAAGCUAGUAGUUGACAUGAUUGAGCCAAAGGACCCUGAGUUUAGGAAUGUGCAUCCUAGGUUGCAAUGCCCUCGGUUCACACCCUUCCUUGACAAUUGCAUUAGAGCAAUAGAUGGUACUCAUAUUCCUGUAGUAGUGCCAACUACCAAGGUAGUACAACAUACGGGAAGGUAUGGAUAUACGAGUCAGAAUGUCAUGGCCAUAUGUAACUUUGAUAUGAGGUUUA